GUCCUGGGUGAUGACUUAACCGCUUCCUUUGUUCUCUGCAACAAUAGUUACCAUUUUUCUCCCUUAAGGAGGUCCCCGCCCCUUUCCGGCUGGGUGGUACCCUCUAAAUCUGAGCAUCUGUCAUCCUCUCAAACAUCCCUUGACGGCGGACAACCCGUCAGUCCGAAUUUUACAUCAUGGCCGCCGGCAGCGCGCGCAUCGUGAGAUAUAUUCUCUUCGCCUUUUUCUUCCUCGCAGUCCUUUAUUUCGUAUCCAAUUCCUCUUACGAGGGAGUUCAACAGCUAAAGCCUUCAACAUUCGGGGCUCCCAAAGGCUCGUCUUCGACAAGUGCUGAUAAAUCAACAAAUAAUGUUGGUGGAUCGUCCUCAUCUAGUUGGGGAAGUAAGCCAGACGACUCGGUCAAUAGCGCGUCAGGAUCAUCGAAGGGUUCGUCUACAAGGCCACUCCCUGGAUCACCUAAGCAGAACCCAGAUCUUGCGGAAGCCCCGAUGCCAUUAACACCAUCGGACCAAGGAUGGAACGAUCUCCUAGGAACUGCUCCUGGCCCUCGUAUGAAUGCUACAUUUGUCAGUCUUGCUCGCAACAGUGAUGUAUGGGAGAUUGCCCGUUCGAUUCGACAAGUCGAGGAUCGCUUCAACCGUCGAUUCAACUAUGACUGGGUUUUCCUAAACGACAAACCGUUUGAUGCCACUUUCAAGAAAGUGACUAGCUCGCUCGUCUCCGGAACAACCCACUACGGCGAAAUCCCGCAUGAGCAUUGGUCCUUCCCUGAUCAUAUCGACCAGGACAAAGCGCGAAAAGUUCGAGAGGAUAUGGCGCAGCGCAAGAUCAUCUAUGGCGAUUCCGUUAGUUACCGACACAUGUGCCGUUUCGAGUCAGGUUUCUUUUUCCGCCAGCCACUCAUGCAGAACUAUGAAUGGUACUGGAGAGUUGAGCCUAGCAUUGAGCUAUUCUGCGACAUCCACUACGAUCCUUUCCGAUUCAUGGCCGAGAACAAGAAGAAGUACAGUUUCGUGCUUAGUCUGUACGAAUACGGCGAGACCAUUCCUACACUAUGGGACAGUGUCAAGAAGUUCAUCAAGAACUACCCUGAGCACGUCGUUGAAGGAAACUCCAUGGGCUUCCUUAGUGAUGAUGGUGGUGACAGUUACAACAACUGCCAUUUCUGGUCUAACUUCGAAGUUGGAAACCUUAAUUGGCUGCGAUCCAAGCCGUAUGUCGACUUCUUUGAGUCGCUAGACAACGACGGAGGCUUUUUCUAUGAGCGAUGGGGAGAUGCACCGGUUCAUUCCAUUGCUGCCGGACUCUUACUGAAGAAGGAAGAAAUUCACUUCUUCAACGACAUCGCUUAUUAUCACGUUCCUUUUACUCACUGUCCUACUGGUGAGAAAACGCGACUGGACCUUCGAUGCCACUGUAAUCCUAAGGAAAACUUUGACUGGAAAGGAUAUUCUUGUAAGCAUCCCGCUUAACCCAACUUGCGUUUCGCAAUCCAUAUAUCACUAAGAUUACUAACUUACCCUCCCAGGUACUUCAAGAUACUUUGAGCUGAACGGACUUGAGAAACCGGAGGGUUACGAGAACCAGCAGGAUUAGAUAAAAACAAUACAGACCGAUCAAACAUGGUUGUAAAGUAAAAUGCUAACUAUUCUCUAAUGACGGUUUAUUAUAA
Hypoxylon fragiforme is the source of this 1672-nucleotide messenger RNA. RefSeq names its product glycosyltransferase family 15 protein. Gene Ontology annotation, biological process: protein N-linked glycosylation; protein O-linked glycosylation; cell wall mannoprotein biosynthetic process. Lineage: Eukaryota; Fungi; Ascomycota; Sordariomycetes; Xylariales; Hypoxylaceae. The transcript is spliced from 3 exons. The record is from RefSeq and is a predicted model, not a curated record. Gene Ontology annotation, cellular component: Golgi apparatus; membrane. Gene Ontology annotation, molecular function: alpha-1,2-mannosyltransferase activity. The coding region runs from base 177 to 1472 and encodes 431 amino acids.